CGAGGAUCAAUCAAAAUUUCAAUAUGGCGGACGGUGAGACACCUCAAUGUAUAUGCCAAAUUUGUAUCUAAAUAUUACGAUUAAGAAACUAAUGAGGGGAUAUUUUUUUUUUCAGAAAAUAUUUCAAAUCUACUGGUGGUUAUUCUUGACGCCAAUCCAGUGUGGUGGGGAAGAGCUGGUAACGAAGAUCAACAGCGGGUUAGCUUAAUUUUGAUUUCUAGCAACUAACUUUAAGGGAACUUAUAAGCGUAGAAAGACUACUCUAUCAAAUACCUGAGAGGAAACUUGUGUUUAUAGUACAAUCUUCGACGCUGUAGUUUUAAGAUAGUCUAUUGUAGCCCUUUCACUCCAUUUAAAGAUCUUGGAGCGAGUUUUCUCUCAUUUAUGGAUCGUGAAUUUCUUUCUGAGCUGGUCUGGAAAAUUGUGAUAUAUCCAAACAAAAUCUUCUAUCUGAUUUACUUUGUAUUGAAAUUGUAGGGAGAAUUGACAUAUAUGCUAUCUUGAUUCGUCAAGGGAGUCGUGGGAUUAAGCUUACUUUACAUGUGCAUUUGGCAAGUUCCAGAGAAUUGAUGGCCUAUUGAGUUUUAAAAAGUGACAGUCAAACUUUUUUCCAUGAACCAGGUCUCAUUUUAAAUUUCAGAUUUUUAUUUUGCAUUUCAGAUCAGUUUGACACACUGUGUGGACAGCCUCAUGGUGUUUUGUAAUGCACAUUUGAUGAUGCAGCACAACAACUGCCUUUCUUUUAUCAUUUCACACACUAGUACAAGGUAUGAGCAGGCACAAGUCAAUUUCAUACUCAACUAGCUGAUGGCGUAAUUUUCAGGUACAUGAGUAGUAGCAGUAUACCUGCCAACUUCCAUGUUUUGGGCUUGAGGAUCAUCUCUGGAGGAAAACCUCAAAGGAUCUUUAAGGAUCUUUGAAGAUUGUCAAAGACUUGCUAAAGAUCCCUAAUGCCAAGGAUAUUUAAUAAUUGCAAUAAUUUUGUAUCUCACAUAGUAAGUUUGUGUUUCCGAAAGAUGACUCUGGUGAGGAAAUCAGUAAUAAUGAUCAAAAAGAGCUUCCAACAGAUGGGAAAUAUGAAGGCUUCGCUGAAGUAAAUGAUGCCAUCAUUACAGAAAUGAAGAGUCUGUUGUCUACAGAAGAUUUAACAGGUACAAAACCCAGUAUGUUGAUAAAAGUUAUUAUCUGUUUAGGUCAGAAUGAUUAAAUCCAAUCAAAUUAGUCUAAACUUGUUAUAACCUGAAAUCAUUUUCAACAAGAACAUGCAAUUGUGUUCUCUUGAUCUGAUUAUUAUGCAUAAGGUUUUCAACCCUUAAAAUACCUGAUACACUUAUGCCUUUUCUACUCCCUAUAUUUUUGUUUAACAAUGUAAAUCAAAAGUAAUCAUGAAUGUUUAAAUUAGCAGUCUUAGAGAGAUCUGCUUUUGUUGACCAACAGAUAACCAAACCACUGAAUUGCCUCCAACACUUCUUGCCAGUGCCUUAACAAUGGCCUUGUGUUGUAUCCUUAUCUUAAAGAGGAUUAACUCUUUAACUCCAAGAAGUGGUCAGAUAUAUUAUUUAUCCUCAUUAUGAACACAUUUACUUUGUUUAUUUGCCAACAACUUAUGUGAAGGGAUGAGCUUAUCAGCUGGUGAGAACUUAACAUAACACCCAAAAGGAAUUCUCCAAACCCUAACUAAUUUUCAAUGAAAAGUGUAAUAGCACAACAACUUUUGAAUUGGUGUGAAUAACGUGUGCCCCAAUUUUACUGGCCUUAAAGUGUUUCAGAAGAGAUAAAAUUAUAUAUAAAACUUAACAGAAAUUAGAUAUCCACAGAGCUGAAAAAGAAUGCCCAGGUAACAAUAUACAAUACAAUAUACAAUAUUUAUUUGCCAUAUACAACAUUUACACAUGGAAAAAAAAAAAAAUGAAGAAAAUUGAUGACAGAAAAUAAAUGGCGAGAAAACCUGAAAGAAACCAUGAGGCUUAUAACAAGUCAGGCUUUCUCACUUAAAAUAGCUAAUCUUAUAUUAGAAUUACAAUAUGGACUUAUGGUAAUUAACUUUGACCGCGCACACGUACACACACACACACGCACACACAUAUUAACUAAGUUAGUUAAGAAUUACUGCCUUACAGAAGCUAAUACUUAGAGAGAAGAAAUUCCUUAAGCUUUCUUUUAAAAGAAGCGGAGGAGGGAGAACUAGUUAUGUCAGAAUUUAACGAAUUAUAAAAGUUUGGACCUUGAAAGUAAAUUGAAAACUUCCUGGUGUUCGUUCUGCACAGUGGCAAACGGAAGGACUGAGCAUUCCUAGUAUUAUAAUUGUGGAUUUGACUAUUCAGUAAAAAAAAAAGUUAUUGAAUUUGGAAGGGAGUGUAGAGUUCUUGAAUGAAAACAUAAAAGUACCUAAUUGAAACAAAUGGAUAUCAUGAAAUUUUAAGAGUUUAAGUUCCUUUAAAAUAGGGCCAGUAUGGGCAAUGUAUGUAGAAUUGCUUACUAUUCUUAACGACGUUUCUGUAAGGUUACAAUUCUUUGAAGGUUUGACUUAUAGGUACCAGCCCAAGCUAAAUUGCAAUAAUACAAAUAUGGAAGGAUCAUAGAAUUGUAUAAAGUACGAAGGGAGUGAGUAGAGAGAAAAAACCUAGAUUUAUGAAUAAUACCUAUAGAUUUGGAUAAUUUAUUUGCUGUUAAGGAUAUAUGCGAUUUCCAGGUCAAAUUGUCAUCUAAUAAAACACCCAAAAACAUGGUCUCAGAAACACGAAGAAUAGGCUGCUCAUUUAUGAAAACUUGAAAUUCAAAGGAUUGCUUCUUUUGCCAAGGCUUGAAUACCAUAAAAUUAGUCUUGGCUAAAUUCAAGGAGAGCCGGUUUGCUGCAAACCAGGUUGACAAUUUGUUUAAUUCUCUAUUUAAUGUGUUAAUUAGGUAAACAGGGUCAUUAUGGGAGAUAAAUAAGUUUGUAUCAUCAGCAAACAAGAUUGCAUCAAGCAGGGAAGCAUUGUUCAAAUCAUUAACAUACAGGAUAAAAAAUAAGGGACCAAGAAUAGAACCUUGAGGCACCCCACAGGGAAUCCCCUGUGGGGCAGAUCUAACGUUAUUAAAUUCGACAAAUUGUGUCCUCUCAGAAAGAUAACUUUUGACCCAUUCUAGUGCCAGACCACGGAUCCCAUAAUGAUUGAGUUUUUCCAAAAAGAAUGUCGUGAUUUACCGUAUUGAAUGCUUUCGAAAGAUCUAGGAAUACUCCAAUGGCAUGUUCUUUUCUAUCAAAUGCAGAAGAAAUUUUGUCACACAAAUCGAUAAGCGCAAGGCUAGGGAGAGCGAUUUUUCUAAAGCCAUAUUGAUUAUCACAUAAGACAUCGGAGUCAUUGAGAUAAUUCAUAAUACGGUUGUAAAUUAUUCGUUCCAAAAACUUUGAAAAGCACGGUAGAACAGAAAUAGGUCUGUAGUUGCUGAAGAGAGCUUUGUCACCUGAUUUAAAAAUAGGUAUGACACGAGCAAUUUUCAAAUCAUCCGAACGAUACCAUGAGUAAUGGAGAGAUUUACAAUGUGUGUUAAUGGAGAGGAAACGCUGCAUAUAGAUCGCUUUAUGAUAGACAUAGGGAUAUUGUCAUACCCAGCCGAUUUUCCCGCCGGAAACGUAGAUGCGAUAUCUAUAAUCUCCUCCUGAGUUGCUAAAUUUAGGAACAUUGACUGAGGGAAAUGACCAGGAAGAAAAUUCUUAUACGAGGUCGUAGGUUGAAUUCGUUUUAGCGAGGCUUGGUCCAAUAUUGCUGAAGUAAUGACAAAAUCGAUUAGCAAUCUCCAUUGGGUCAGAAAUAUCUUGAUCAUCAACCUUAAACACAGAGUUGGGUUUAGGUCUCAAUUUCUUGCUGUUUAGUACCUCAUUAAGCAGACGCCAAGUGGCUCUUAUAUUGGAUUUUGACUCGCUUAGCCUCUUAUCAUAAUAUAAACGUUUCGCGAUUCGUAGGGAGUGAUUCAGUUUGUUCUUAUAAGUUUUAUAUUUCGCUUCGUUCCAGAGAGAGGGGUUUGAAAUAUACUGCUUGUAUAGUUUGUUUUUCUGCUUGACAGAUUUAAGUAAGCCCUGGGAUAUCCACGGUUUCCUAAAGUGAAGGCGACGCUUAAGUUUCUUCAAAGGAAAAUGUGUUUCGUAAGCUUUAGUGUAUCGCUCAAGAAAUUUGCUGUAGCAGAUUUUAGGAUCAUUAUACCCGUAUACCCAAUUUUUGUUUUCUUGUGACCAACUUUGGUAGGGGAUACAAACCAGAGGGCCUAUAAUAUUCUCCUAUGGCUUUGUAGUUAAAAAAUGUACCUAUACGCAAUUGAGAGCUAAAUGAACUCUUAUCUUUCAUGUAUACUUUUACUAAGCCCUUUUCCCAAUAAAUACACCUGUUUGGAAACACCACAGCUACUUAAUAAACUACUGGGUAUAUUUUAGACCCCCUCUAUCUUAAACUAAAGCCUGCUGUGGCCCAAGUAAUAGUUAGUUUUUAGUUCAUUAUGUUUAGCUGUUUGAUGCAAAUUGUUUUUUAAAAAAAUAUUUCUUUCUAAUUAGUUGGACAGAAGAUCAAGUCUCGGAUUAUGGUAAGCACAACAAGGCAAUAACCUGAAAAAUGAAUAAUUUAGGUUAAAAUAUGUUUUGUUAAAUGCAGUCGUGCCUUCUGCACCAAAUCUGCAUUUUUCUGUUUUCAAGUUUCCAAAAUCUUUUACACUGUUACUCCCAUAAGUGAGAAAAAUGUAACUUCAAUCUGCCAGUAAUAUCAAUACAUUUUGUAACAAGAGUUAUCUUGAUUUGGCCCCACACCAAGAAAAAGGCAUAACAGGGGGAAAGGAAAAUUAUGAAUCAGAUUGUGCAAGUUAAAGUUUAACCAUCACUCUAAUCUUUCAUCUCCUGUAGGUUCUCAAAGCUGCACCCGAUGUCUCUACACAAUAUAUGCCAAUAAUGAACUGCAUAUUUGCUGCUCAAAAAAGUGUGAGUGAAAAAUUGUAUUCUUUCAUAGUUUCAUUGAAAUUUAUCUUUCUUUGAUCAAGUGAUCUGUUUUGAGAUUUUUUAAAAAUAUCCAAGUGCGAUUUCUAAGUAUUUGAUGCAUAUUUUCAACCUUCUUUUUCGUUUGUUUGUAAUUGUUUACUGAUUUUUCCAGAAUACAGUGAUUGAUGCUUGUGUAGUGGAUGAGCACUCAGGAUUCUUGCAGCAGGUGUGUGGUGCAGCACUGAAAAUAAACUAAUAGAUGAGUUUUUUUUUGAGCUAGUAAUAUUAUUGUUAUUGAUUGAAGUAGUCACUGUGGUUAUUUUGUCUAUGUAGGCUGCUGACAUUACAGGUGGAAUGUACCUAAAAGUGCCACAGACUCUUGCAUUGCUUCAAUACCUCCUGGUGCGUGUGUGAUUGAAAUCUAUUUAUAAGUGCACUGAUGACAUAGACACAUUUUCAGGUGGAAAAUUAGGAAUAUUUAGGUUAAAGGGAGAAAAAAAGAGAUCAGUGCUCUGGUAUGAAAUCAGAGCAGCUGCAGCUCCCCAACAGGAGAGAUUAGUAGACAACCUUUAACUCAGAGGUGUUCCCAACAACUCUUAAGAGUUCAUUGAUAACGAGAAGGAGUUCAGGAACAACUUGAGGCUGUCCACAAACAAUUCCUAAGAGUUCCCUUACAACUCUCACAAGUCUAAGGACAAUCCAUAGUAGGGUGGGGACAUCUCAGAGGAGUCUACCAACAACUCAGAGAAGCUUGCUGACAACUCUAAGCAACUCACAGGAGUUUGUCAAUGACUUACCCUUGAUACCAUCACCAACUGAUUUUCAUAAUGAAAAUCUGUUAGUUUCUCUCUUGAAAUAUCUUGUUUCACAGAAAUACUCCAUCUUUCAUCUAAGUUAGUUUUACACACAUCUUUUUUUUCAUUUCAGUGGGUGUUCCUUCCAGAGCCAACAGUCCGUGAUCAAUUAAUCCUUCCUUCAUCAAUGCACAUUGACUACAGAGCUGCUUGUUUCUGCCACAGAAGACUUGUUGAUAUUGGAUUUGUUUGUUCAGUGUGUUUAUCAAGUAAGACUAAGUAAAAACUCAUAUUCAUCUUUCAAAGACUACAUUUAUGAAUCAGUCUUUAGAAGGUCUCAGAAAAUGGUAUCAUUUUGUGCAUUUCCCAUGGGUUUGGUUGGAGAAAAACCCAUGCAGGAUUUUGGGAAAUGAUCAAUUGAACUAAGAUACUAGUGGGGUCUCCUAAAACACAAAGGAUGUAAUUGUGCCAGUAAGCCCAUAAAUAGAGAUGUUACAACUUUCAUCUAGCUAUUUGAUAUUCCAGUUUCUAUAAGUUUACUGGCUCGUAAUAUCAUUAGUUUUUUGACUAAUCUGAGCAUUCAUUGGAAAUUUGUCAUUUUCAAGUGGAGAUUUACCUUCAGAUUGCAGGAAAAAUCAAGACACAUCAAAGAGUACAGCUGUCAGUCUUCUUUUCAGUUGUUCUUUGUAAUGUCUGGCAUCACUUUUGUGAGCUCAAUGUGACAUUCAAAGGAACCACUGCAAAGGUGACUGUAUGCAGUAGCCAACAUACAUAGGAACUAGUUAUUGUAAUUUUAUUGUUACAGAUGUAGGAUAGCUUCUUAGAUUUUUUUUCAUUUGACUUGCAUUGCAGUUUAUUGCCAGUUCAUUCCUGUCUGUCUCACUUGCCAGUAAGUUUACCUGAAUUCUUGAUCAAAGUGCCUUGUGAAUAAAGUUGUAAACAAAUGUACCGGUACUAAACAAGGUAUUAAAAAGAGAAAAAACUUUAACAAGGAUUGCAAUGGUUUUGAUUUAAUGUACUCUGUGAGUGGUUCAGUAAUGAAGGGAAAUCAGAAAGCAAAGCUAAGACCAACUUUUGAUUGGCUGCAAAUAAUCUUUUUUGGUUUGAUAAUGCUCACUUGAAAAACACAGUUGAAACCACCACUGUCAAGUCAUUAUCACAGGACAGUACAAUUUUUGCGGAUGUCAGGCAGAGAGCCAAUUUUCACUUCUUGCAAUACUCUAAGGUGUUGAGGCUCCACAGGAGCUCCACUAUCAGAGGUUAGGACUCCUAAGAAAUUUCUUCCAGAUGUGUUUGUUUUACAUUUACUAUCUCUUGUACUCAUUUCUUCUGCAGGACAAGAUUCAAACUUCCAGCACUUCCUCUAGCAAGACCAAAGAAGAAAAAGAAAGAAAACACUGCUCCUGGGAAAUGAGAUUUAUUGUCCUUUCUCUUGUAGCUGUAACUUGUACAAAUUGUUUAGUCAGACAUAUUUAUAAUAAAAAGUGUUAUUUGUUAAAAAUAGUCUAAUUUUUUAAAUUCUUGCUAAAAUGAGUGAACCUUGAUCCCAGAUCAAACUUCAGUCUAAACAAGAUAAAAAAAUUUAAUUGCAAG
Messenger RNA from Pocillopora meandrina, 7329 nucleotides. The record is from the annotation of a GenBank genome assembly. Lineage: Eukaryota; Metazoa; Cnidaria; Anthozoa; Scleractinia; Pocilloporidae.